ACUGUGGAGCCAUGUGCUGAUGAGGAGGUAGUGGGUGAUAGUGACAGGAAGCUGUUUCAUUCGAUGGUUGGGUCGCUGAAUUAUCCUGCAAAUCAUACACGGCCUGACAUUGCAUUUGCUACAUCACGGUUGGCUAGUGUGGUCUCACGCCCUAGUCAUGAGCAGCUGGAAGCGGCCAAGAGGUUGGUCCGCUAUGUGAGUGCUACGGCAUCAGUGGGAUUGGAGUACAGUGGAGUGAGGCAGCGGUUGCAGAGAGAUUCUUGAACUUUGAUUGAACUCUUGAGAUUGAGUU
Closterium sp. NIES-67 is the source of this 292-nucleotide messenger RNA. The record is from the annotation of a GenBank genome assembly. Lineage: Eukaryota; Viridiplantae; Streptophyta; Zygnematophyceae; Desmidiales; Closteriaceae.